This is a messenger RNA of Chara braunii, 1523 nucleotides long. The record is from the annotation of a GenBank genome assembly. Lineage: Eukaryota; Viridiplantae; Streptophyta; Charophyceae; Charales; Characeae.
CCAGUCUAUCUGAUUGGCCCAUAGGUGACUCUUCAGAGCAGUGCAUGCCACCACUCACUCGAUCACAGACCAAGACCAUGGACCGGAAGGAGGGAGAAUCCCUCUUGGCCUAUGAGGAACGCCUGGCUGCUUUCAUCCAGGAGGCCAAUGACAGGGCUGCCGCCGCGGCCAAGGAACGUGGUCGGAUUGAGCAAGAAGAAGAGGCCGAGAGACAGAAGGAAGAACAGGACCGACUUCGUCAAGAGGAGGCAAACCUGCAGGCGACAGCCGAGCACCGGUCACGCCAGCGGGAACGACUGUUCACGCGGGAGACCGUGAUCGGCGAUGAGGCCGCACAUUGGGUGGAAGUGGCAUCUGCAGACGGGGCCCCGAAGACUGAGAAAAGGCUGUCAGCCCUUGCGCAGGUCUCCCACGACCUCGUGGCCACCUGCGCUCUGCAGCAGGAGGAAAUCCUUCACCUGCAGCAAACAGUGGACCAGAUGCUCGCACAGCUGCAGGCGUUGGAGAAACAGCCAGCUGCUAUAGCAGCCGCAGGGCCUUCAAACCUUGCCACCCGUGUUCAAGGUUUGGAGGAUGACGUCAGCAAUAUCAAGCGUGUGCAUCAGGACUUCAGGACGUCGCAGCAAGCAACGAACUUGCAGUUGGAGACGCAGGUCCAGGCUGCUGCCACCGUGACGCCCGCCGCCGCAUCCUCCAUGCGCCCACCCAAACUGGAUGACAUUCCAGUUUUCUGCGAUCAGUCCAAGACGGAACCGAUCCCGUGGUGGCGCCAGUGUACUCUCAGGCUCGACAUGCACCAUGUCCCGAACAACGAUCGACAUCCGUGCUUGUACCACCGAUGUGGUGGUGCAUGUCAAGCAUGGCUGGACAACAUCUUGACCAGCCACGACGUAGCAGUGUCGGAACUGCACACCAAGCUCACUUGGCAGGAGUUGACUGACGCCUGGCACAAGCGGUUCCAAGUGGAGCCGCCCGACCUGCAAGCGAUGGACAAGCUCAACAAGCUCCAUCAGAACACGCUGCUCAGUCAGGACUGGAUUACCGAGUUCCAAAGACUCGCCUCCACACCUGACCUGCCGCUCGCAUUCCGCGCCAUCAAGCACUUGUUUAUCAUGCGCUCGUGUCCAGCUAUGCAAAAGGCGCUGACGCAGAUUGCAGAGACACUCGACACAUCUGACAAGCUUUUCAGCACAGCGUCACGGAUCAUUCUCACGAAUAUCGAAGCCCGCAACGCCGGCCGAUCUUCCGCGACGACGAGCGGCACCCAGCCCAAGCCAAAGGCUGUGUCCUCGCCUCUGAACACCAUGGCAUUCCAAGCCGCCCAAAUAGUGUCCAUCACUACCCCUCUACAGCAAAGGCCAACAUAUCCCCACCCCGAGGCAUAGCUCAAACCAGUAGAGAGGAUUCCCACAAGCAUCCAGUUAUCUGACCAAUCCAUCUCUUUGCCCAGAAUCUUAUCCCAUUGCUGCUUCCACCAUACCAGCAACUGAUCCACCAAGGGACAGUAAAGCCAGAGGUGGAUC